Messenger RNA from Toxotes jaculatrix (banded archerfish), 10471 nucleotides. Its product is annotated as SH3 and multiple ankyrin repeat domains protein 2-like. The transcript is spliced from 25 exons. Bases 80 to 5761 code for a protein of 1893 amino acids. The record is from RefSeq and is a predicted model, not a curated record. Gene Ontology annotation, molecular function: ionotropic glutamate receptor binding; synaptic receptor adaptor activity. NCBI's taxonomy places the organism in Eukaryota, Metazoa, Chordata, Actinopteri, Toxotidae. Gene Ontology annotation, cellular component: postsynaptic density; postsynaptic membrane; dendritic spine.
AGGGCGAAGGGAAGCGAACAGUCCGACUUCACAGGAGCCAGGGACGGCGUCCAAGCUGAAUCCGCCGGGCCUGCUGACUAUGCCCCGGAGCCCCACCUCCAGUGAGGAUGAGAUGGCUCAGAGCUUUUCAGACUAUUCCGACGACUGUGCUUCUGACAGCUCCCGCGAAGAAACCAUUUACGAGACCAUAAGGGCCACCGCCAAGCCAUCGCAGCACCACAUGGACGACAUUCACACGAACUCACUGGUCAUCCGUGUCGUCAUCCCUGACCUGCAGCAGACGAAAUGCAUGCGGUUCAACCCGGAUGCAACGGUCUGGGUUGCCAAGCAGCGGAUCCUCUGUACGCUCAAUCAGAGCCUGAAAGACGUCCUCAACUAUGGGCUUUUCCAGCCAGCUAGCAACGGGAGAGACGGCAAGUUCCUGGACGAAGAGCGCAUCCUUCGAGAGUACCCUCAGCCAAUCAGCACGAGCGUCCCGUCUUUGGAGUUCCGCUACAAGAGCAGAGUCUACAGGCAGCCAAAUGUGGACGAGAAACAGAUCGCCAAACUUCAUACAAAGGCCAAUCUGAGGAAGUUCAUGGACCUCAUCCAGCAUAAUCAGGUGGACAAAGUGUCUAAGUUGUUGGAGCGAGGCUUCGAUCCCAACUACCACGACAGUGAGACUGGCGAGAGCCCGCUGACGUUUGCAGCACACCUGGACAAUGUGGUGGAGUUGAUCAAGGUGCUGAAGAAUGGAGGAGCUCACCUGGACUUCAGGGCCAAAGACGGCAUGACUGCCCUCCACAAAGCUGCAAGGUCCAAGAACCAGGUCACGCUCACGACCCUGCUGGAGUUGGGAGCCUCUCCGGACUACAAGGACAGCCGUGGUCUGACUCCCCUGUAUCACAGCGUGGUGGUGGGUGGAGACCCAGGCUGCUGUGAGCUGCUGCUGAACCACCACGCUUCUGUCUGCUGUCAGGACGAGAACGGCUGGCACGAGGUUCAUCAGGCUUGCCGUCAUGGCCAUGUGCAGCACCUGGAGCAUCUGCUGUUCUAUGGAGCAGACAUGAGUGCCCAGAAUGCCUCGGGAAACACUGCUCUACACAUCUGUGCCCUAUACAACCAGGAUAACUGUGCCAGAGUGCUGCUUGUUCGUGGAGCUGACAAAGAAGUGAAAAACUACAACAGCCAGAGUCCAUUUCAGGUCGCCAUUAUCGCCGGGAACUUUGAGCUCGCCGAACUCAUCAAGAACCACAAAGAGACAGAUAUAGUGCCUUUCCGCGAGGCCCCAGCCUACUCCAAACGCCGCCGGGGUCCAUCUUCUGGCAACAGCAGCGGAAACAGCCAGUCUCCGUCCUCGUUAUCAGCGCCACGGGUCCUCCUGCGCUCCAACAGUGACAACAACCUAACGGUCAGUCAGUACCAGCAGCAGCACGGGUCUCCUGGCAACUGGGCCCCCCAGCUGCAGCAGCACCAACACGCCCAGGCUCACCCGCUCAGGGCCCCCCAGCAGGGUCACUCACAGCCUGGCUCCUCAGCAUUACAUCGCAGCCUGUCACCCCAGCUGCUCCAGCAGAUGCCCAGCGGCAGCCCCAAUGGCACCGUGGUGGUCCGGACCAUGGGGAGGGGGGCGAGGAGCCGGUCACCCUCCCUCAGCCGGCUGGGGGAGCGCGGGGUUCCCUCACAGCGUCAGCCCAGUCCCAGCAGUCAUGGUGAGGGGGUAGGCACCAGGAGGAAGCUGUACAGCGCGGUUCCUGGGCGACAUUUUGUGGUGGUUCGUCCUUACACCGCUCAGGCUGAGGGCGAGAUCAACCUCUACAAGAGCGACAGGGUCAAAGUUCUGAGCAUCGGAGAGGGGGGUUUCUGGGAGGGCAGCGCCCGUGGCCAGAUGGGCUGGUUUCCAGCCGACUGUGUGGAGGAGAUCCCGGCCAAGGCCACCGACGAGAGGAGCUAUUCCCGAGCGGACCGCGCCGACAGACGGAAGCUCUUCAGACACUACACUGUGGGCUCCUACGACAGCUUUGAUGCCUCCAGUGACUGCGUGGUGGACGAGAAGACGGUGGUGCUCCAGAAAAAGGAGAAUGAGGGAUUCGGCUUCGUCCUGCGAGGAGCGAAAGCGGAUACACCCAUUGAGGAGUUUACUCCCACGCCUGCCUUCCCCGCCCUGCAGUACCUGGAGUCGGUGGACGAAGGAGGAGUGGCAUGGCAGGCCGGACUCAGAACGGGGGACUUCCUCAUCGAGGUAAACCAAGAGAACGUGGUGAAGGUGGGCCACAGACAGGUGGUCAACAUGAUCCGCCAGGGAGGCAACCGGCUCCUGAUCAAGGUGGUGACAGUGAGUCGGAAUCUAGACCCCGAGGACACAGCACGCAAAAAAGCUCCUCCGCCACCAAAGAGAGCCCCCACCACAGCCCUGUCUAUGCGCUCCAAGUCGAUGACCUCUGAACUGGAGGAACUUGUGGAUAAAGCCACUCUAAGGAAAAAGAAAGGUGAUGCGCAGAAGAAGAGGAUUGUUUUCCAAGUCACUCUAAACAAGGUUGAAGAGAUGACGCACGCCCAGAAGACCUCACCCGUUGACACGAAGAUUGCCACAAUCAAACCACGCCCAUCCAGUCGCUGCUUGGUUACGCCUACUGAUAUGAACUCCCUGUAUCAUGACCGCCAGGGAGUAGCAGUGGUGCCACCCACUGUGCCAGGAGCUUUCCUGGGGAUACCUGAGAAGGGCACUAUGAAAAAGCAAAAGUCAAUAGGUACAACAGAGGAUGAGAAACAGGGAUUCCUCACACCUCCCCUGCUCAAGUUCUCCCGCAGCCUGUCUAUGCCCGACACUUCAGAGGACAUCCCUCCUCCCCCCGCCAUUUCACCCCCUUCGCCGCCAGCCUACAACUCAGCUGCUGGCCCUACGCCCAAAAGCUAUGGCACCACAAGACCAAGCUUCACCCAGAACUCACCCAAUGCAGUGACGACCAUUAGCCGAACCACCGACGUUGGUACGUUGAGGCGUGGCUAUUUCCGGCAGAGCUCAGAGCAGUUUGAGAGCACACGUACUCGAGGACGCACGCCAGUGCCCGAGAACCCUUACUCUGAGGUGGGCAAUAAAACACUGUAUGUUCCAGCGAAACCAGCUCGAAGGAAGGGCAUGCUAGUAAAGCAGCCCAAUGUUGAGGACAGUCCUGAGAAGACAUGUCACAUGCCAGCAAGCCCCUCUGGUCCCGUUUCCAUGCCUACCACGCCUGUAGAACGAACAUGCUCCUCCAUCCCCAUCCCCACAAUCAUUGUGAAGGAGCCCUCCACCAGCAGCAGCGGCAAGAGCAGCCAGGGUAGCAGCAUGGAGAUCGAGCCCACCACUCCUGAACACCCACCUCUCACGCCCACUGUUGGUGGAAGCGGAGGUCUGCGUCCUGAGGACCCUCUUUCCCUAAGCAACCCCUUUGCGGCAGCUAUUGCCGGGGCAGUCCGGGACCGGGAGAAGAGGCUAGAGGCAAAAAAGAACUCAAUUGCCUUCCAGUCAAUAGACAUUGGGGAUGAUGAGUUGAGUGGUCCCAUGCCUACCCCUCGCCUUCGCCAGUCAAAGUCCAUCGACGAAGGCAUGUUCAGUAGUGAUGAGCGUCUUCGAAGGAUAUUAGCGCCUCCCACAGCACAGCUCGGGCCCCCUGUUGGCGGUGGCAGUGGCAACAUGACAGAUUUUAACACUCCUGAGCCCACAGUGGUGCGGGAGCCUCUAAACACCAGAACAGGCCAGUGUCCCAACUUGGACAGUCCCGUUAGUCUCCCAGCCACUCCUCCUAAGAGCCACUAUAGGGCCAAUGGGACCUACCUCCAUCCUGUCACCGGCAAGCCCUUGGACCCUAAUUCUCCUCUAGCUCUGGCCUUGGCAGCUCGUGACCGGGCUAUGAAGGAGCAACAAAACCAUCCUCAGAAUCAGCCACCAAAUCCUCCUCAGGUUCAGCAAACCCCCAAGCACGAAGCCCAGUCCCUUCCUAUUCAGCCAAGCCACAAACCAGACCUCAACCAACCUCUGUUUAUUGACACCAAACUACGCUCGGGUAUCGAAACAAGUUUUGCUGCGAUCUCCACAGCAACCAUGGGGCGGCCUGGCCGAGGCGGCCUGCGGAGGCAGAUGACAGAGCAGAAGUAUGAGUCUGAUGGAGCACGGGAAGAAAGGCAGCAUCAGGCAGCUGAGGAAAGGAAAAGCGCGCCAGCGGAUGUGGCAGACACAUCAAAGCCCAAGUCAGCCGGGCUGUUGAUGGUCCACACCAGCACAGAGGCAAGCAACAAGGUGAACAACCAAGAGGUGGAGGGGCAGGACAGCAACAGGCCAUCUGAGCUGAAGGACCCCAACCAUCCGGAUCCUCUCAAUGCCCCAACACUGUCCUCUAAUCCCCAGCCGCCCUCGUCACGGAGGAGGAGCAUUCCCUUAGGUGAAUCUAUGGAUGAACCAGUAAAGCUGCCCUUCCGCAUCCCCCCUCCCCCUCUGGCCUCUGUUGACAUUGAUGAGGAAUUUGACUUCUCAGAGCCCCUCCCCCCACCGCUGGAGUUUGCCAACAGUAUUGACAUUCCUGAUGACCAGGCUAGUGCCAUUGCAGAGAUGCUUCAGCAACAGAGACGGAAUGGGGGACCUCCUCUACCCCCGUACCACGCUCACGCCCCUCCACCUGUCACCGAUCAACACAAACGGGUGGCAAACAGCAUGCCCCCCUCGUAUCCUCCUCCUCCACCUGACCCAGAGUCAGGAGUGGGUGACUCGGGCAUCGAAGAGGUAGACAGCCGCAGCAGCGGGGAUCCUCAGCACAUGGAGACCACCAGCACCGUUUCCAGCAUCUCCACCCUGUCGUCAGAGGGAGGCUUCUGCGACAGCGCUCUGGAGAGCCUCUACGCCACCGCAGAUGGACAUGCCUUCCUGGUGGAUCGACCCCCUGUGCCACCCAAACCCAAGGGCAAGUCUGUCAUCAACAGAACAUCUCUUUAUCAUGACGCUCUCAUCGAAGAGCCCCCAGAGUCCUAUGGGUCACCGCCUCAGGCCCCUCCCCCUCCCCCUUCAUCCACUGAACCUCCUAGGACUCCAACUCAAAGGACAUCCAAGCUGUGGGGCGAUCAGCCCCCUGAGCUGUGCAGCCCCCCAUCCACACCGGACACCAAGAACACCGUCAUCACCGAGCUCAGCUCCAUUCUGCAGCAGAUGAAUCGCGACAGGCCGCCCAAGCCAGGAGAAAGCCUUGACUCCCCCACUGGGACCAGGGGGGCCUUUGGAACAAGGCCUCCCACCGAAGACUCAGGAAUGCGUAAUAACGCCGCCGCUGCUGCCCUCACCUCCACCCCGCCCAGCAGCCUCCCAUCCCAGCCACACCCCUGCAGCCCGCCAGACUCCGCCUCCUCCCUCACACCCUGCUCUUCACUGCCGCCCUCCGUGUCGCCCACCCUCACUGACGUCUUUGGCCUGCCCACCCCGCCCAUGGGCAGCGGCGGCGGCUACAGCCUGAGCUCCUCGUGUGGCGGCAGCGGCAGCUCACGCUCCCCGUCGCCGCUCACUCUGAUGCAGGCGGUGGCGGCCUCGGGAAAGCCCUUCGCAUCCAAGCCCAUGGAGCUGUGGAGCAAACACGACGUGGCGGACUGGCUGGAGAGCCUCAACCUGGGAGAGCACAGGGACGCUUUCCUGGACAAUGAGAUCGAGGGCGCCCACCUGCCCUCGCUGCAAAAAGAGGACCUGAUAGACCUGGGCGUGACGAGGGUGGGCCACCGCAUGAACAUCGAGAGGGCCCUCAAGCUGCUGCAGGACAGAUAAGCCCAGAGGAGACAGGGUGGCGACGUGUGGAGUCAGGGCCGAGGAGAGGGAGGUGUUACCGAUCACUUUUACCAACCUCUUCAUCAGACAUAAUCUCAAGUCGUGGAACUGGGUAGAAGUUUUGUCCAAACUGAUGCUGCCUCUUGCUGUUUUUGUCCUCUCUCAUCCUCCGUUGUCGCCCUCAUCUCAGUGCUCCGGUCUUGUCCGCCCUCUUCCUCCUUCCCACCAUCCUGAGCAUCAGGGGAUCAUGGGAUGUCUGGAGGAACUGCAGAGGGAGAGAGAAGAGAAUAGCUGCUAUGUUACAUCAUGGAGAGGGAAAGCAGAGGAGGCCAGUAUGAAGGACUGUCCAGAAAACAAAGAACUCUGGGAAAGUUUGUCCUCUAACACUGGAAAAAAAAUACUCAUCUGGAAGUUUAUUUCACAUAAAGACUCGUGCUCACCCAACUGCUUUGGAAUACUAAAGACUUUUUCCAUACACCCCAGUGGGGGUGCAUGAAAAACCAGCUGAGCUGGUCGUUGCUCCUUUUCUAUCUUUGCUAGAGUUUGUUCAGAGAAUAAUAUUUCUUCACUAGAGUCCUACCGGAGUUAUAUUUCUGGUUGCAUCUGAAGUUGUAGAGAAAAAUUUGAGAUAGACUCCAUUUUUUUUGCUUUUCACCUGUUUGUGUCAAAAUAAGAACAUUAGCUGACAUGUUUAAACAAACACUAAACCAUAUCCCGUGUCCACACACACACACACACACACACACACACUUUAUGCGCAGUGCCACACACUGAAUUCAAACAAGAAUACACACUGUCUUCACAGACAUACACCCCCGAAGCAUGUGUACACACACCAUUGCUGCAUUGGCCUUCUCCUGGGAGAGAGCAAAACGUGGAGAGAGGUGGUCACCAGAGGAGGAGCUCUGCUGCAGCAGGGGCCCUGGGGCCCCUCGUCAGUCUACACCCGUCCGGUGUCCACCUCAGCUUUCACGCAAAACAGAGGCGAGGACACGUGGUACAAGAUGGGCAGACAAAUGUUGGACAGGAAAUAUGCUCACCUUUAAAUGGUUACACCAACUUGUCUGGCUGCAAAGGGCGUCCUGAUCCUCUCUUGACCUGUCCUUUGAGUUUUGUGUGUGUGUGUGUGUGCGAGUAUGUGUGUGUGCGUCUUAAGGCCAGUUUAGCUUUUUCCAUGGAUCCGCUCUGUAGGCCACAGUAUAGGAAACUAGAGCUGUUCUUUACUUUUGUACUUCAUUCUGUCAGAUCCUCUUCCUCCUCACCAAUAGCAGGUCAGCACUAGAUAAACAUGUGGCCCCACAGUAAAGCUCAUGUAUAGACAUCCUGUGUGUAUGUGACAGAAGCUGAGAAAGCUAUUUAGCGGCAUGUUUAAAGGAAUAAUUCAGCAUUUAGGAAAAUACACGUACUCACUUUUUUGCUACGAGCUCGAUGAGAAGCUCAGUUCCACUCUCAGAGCAGUGUGUUCAGCUCAGAGCCGAAAACUUUAUUCAGAGUCACAGUGUGAGCAGAGACUGUUGGUGCAUGACUUUAACACACUCAGUGACGUACAUGAGUCAUGUGACCUAAACGUCACUUGCCACCUGUGAGCGAUGAGGAGACAGGAACCUUCCUCACAUUAACACAUGAACAUUAAAUCCAUAUUUCCAUCAUGGUUUUUCGUCGGAGGCUCUCCUUUCAUGACCUCAUCACGCUCUGCUAUCUUCUUUUCUUUUUUAAUGCCGACUGUAACCGACGUUCAUGUGAAGGCCCAACUCAAAGAUUCAUUUGAAUUUUUCCAAAAUUUCUAUAAAUUCAGUUAAAAUUUGCUCCACGUGUGAAUAAUAACUUUACUAUUGAUUUGUAAUAAUGCAAAAAAAAAAAAAUCCUCAAAAAAACAGUAAACUUCAGGAGGAAACGCUGAAUGAGAGGAUGUAAGAAGCGAGUGGAACAGACCUGAGAUCAGCUCUCUGUGUGAAGCUGGAGCCAGGAAAUGAUUAGCUUAGCUUAGCUUAGCUUGAAGAACCAGGGGGAAACUAAAACUUUAACUGCCGUUAAGUUUCUUAAAUCUCUUUAAUCAAUUUGUCAUAUCUCAGCUUUACAAGUGUUGAUUGGCAGAUUCUGUGUAACAGAGCUGGGCUAGCUGCUUUCCCCUGGCCCCAGUCUUUAUGCUAAGCUAAGCUAAACUAACGGUCACCCAGCAGUAGUUUGAUAACACACUGAUCUGAGAGUGGGAUUAAUCUUCUCAUCUGUUGAAAGUGAAUAAGCACAUUUCCUUAAAUGUCGAACUGUUUAAGGUUGAUGUUCUUAAUGAAUUUGAAUCUUUCUGGAGAUUUUUUUUUUUUUUUGGUUUUCAACAAUUUUAAAUAACACGAGUUGUAAGCAGCCUAAUAUUUAAAGAGCUAAAACUCAAGUUUUAACAGAGAGAUCACAUAUUUUCUAUUUAGCUAAAUGACUACCUGAAGAUUUUGUACAUGGUUCUUUGUUAUUAGAAAAAGAGAUUUAAGAGAUUCGUUAGCAUGAAGCUAACUCAAGCUCGAACCCUGUCAGAUCCAAAAUGAACCAAACAGCAACGCUGCUGUUUAAAGGUACAAUUCUGUGUUUUAGAGCAAAGUCAAAGGGGGACAUACUGUUUUAGACCGAAACAGCCUUCAGCAGUCUGAUUUCUUCCUGUAAAGAAGGCUGGAGACGUGACGCUGUGCUAGCAAAUCUGUCGCAGACUGACUCUGGCAGCCCCUACAAAACCAGACCGUUUGUCUCUGAUGAUAAACAAGAUCCUUUCUCAUGAGUGUAUUUAUCAGCAGGUUCAUGCUUUGUAGAGCGACUUCAGCCAGAUGACAUGAAAUCACGCUGAGAUUUCAGAGCAGAUGGAGAAUCUGUGGCUUCAGGGUUUUAUGUCGAAUUACGUGUUCACAUAAGUCCACACGCCUUCUCCUGCCCUCUAACCACUGUGCAAGAAACAACCAGAGAAUAACAAAGCCGGCAGAUGUUCAUCAGCAGGGCCCCUGUGAGAUUAGACAGGGACAGAAGCCUUUUCUGAUCAGUUGCAGAUGAGUCCCGUGGUCUUAUCCAGUCUCACUGCAGCCUUGGCCGUAGAGACCAGAUUUAAAGUUUGUCUUAAGGGUCCAAUUUAAACCUAAAUCAGCAUUCAUAAAGCUGGAAAUGUGUGUGUUUGCCAGCAGUGAUUACAGGCUGGUCAGAAGUACAGUACAGUAUGUGUUGAAAUGUGUAUAUAAGAGUGUUUAACAGGAUAAAAUGUCUAUUUGAUUAUAUGUAUAGCUCUAUGAAAAGGUUUAGAGUAAAAAAAAAUAAAUUCUAUAAAGGUUCAUUUAUAGUUGCCAGAGCUGACGUGAUGACCAAGCAAUGGUCUCAUUCGCCCCAUCAUCCUGCAGAGGAUGCCUUAAAUAGCUCAGUGUUCCCCUCCUCCUCUACCUGCACCUCUGUCCCCUUCUAUAUCUCCGUAGAGACAGCAGAGUCUUUCAGAUCAAACCUCACAUGUGGUUUGAUAUGUGCUCGAACACCAACAAGUUCACGCUUAUUUGGUUUCAUAUCACACGCCACAGCUUCAUGUAGGUGCAGCUUUUUGAGGAGACAGAUGAAACAUACUCAAGCUCUGUGUUCUGUGAACAUUCUGAGGCUGCACGGGACAAUGCUGCUAUAAUCCUGUUCCUGUUUGAACGUGUAACUUAUUUUAGAACAAACAGCGACGUGUCGGAGGGGAUAGAAAAGCACAGUAUUUUUAAAGAUUUGUAUAGAGUUCUAUGAAAUUUUAUAGAGGUUAUCUGAACAAAACCUGUUCAACACUGACGCGUGGAUUGCCAAAAACAAAUACUAUAUAAAUAAAAAAAAAUGUGGAUAUUAUUAGAGUUAUGGGUUAUGUAAGAAGCAAUAUUUAUUCUGAAUGAAUCUCCUUGGUUGUGUUUUAUUUUCCCAUUUUAAAGUUACAUAUCAUGAUGCAAUCACUUGUCAGUGUUUUAAUGAAGUGUUGCCUAAAGUAGAUUCAGUCUCUACUGCAGUAGUUAAAUAUUUUGGCCAAUCAAGUGACCACAAAACCCAGGUAUCUUCUGACGACCACCAUCUGCCUGACUAGACUUCUCUCAUCUUCUGAAAUCCCUGAGUUUAGAGUGUGUGUAUAAAAAAAAUAAAAUAAAAAAAUCUGUAAAUUUUUUAAAAAUAUAUAUCUGCAGGCCAUUUCAGUAGGAAACUAUAUGAAACCUAUAUAUAUGUAUACAUACAGAUAUCCACCAAAAAGAUUAGCGGUGGGUGUUGACUCGUUCCUGCAGAUCAGCAGGUCACUGUCAGUUUUCUCUGUGGAAAUGUAGAGCUGAGUAGAUGUAGUAGGAAUCUUUAAAGAGCAUCACCGUGGUGUGGAGCUUCACCAGGCCAUGUGUAGGACAGGCAUGGCCUCACUAACCCACUUCCACUCCCCUUCAAAACACUGGUCCCACCUUUAUCAUUGUCCAACAUUUGGCUGUUUCUUUUUUUUCUUUCUUUCUCUUAAUUAAUUCCUUUUUUUUCAUUAAUAGAUUUUAUUCUUUGAUUAAGUCUUCAUAGAGGCUAAGAUGUUUUCGGUAAUUUGUGCAAAGACUUGUGUUCAUGUUUUCUAUGUUGCUGUAAUUUUGUGCUACUAAAUCAUCAUAGAGUCAAUUAAUUACUGAGAUGAAAAGAGAGAGAAUUUUCCUGUAACUACACUCUUCCUCCCCCUGCCCCUCAAAUCCUCAAGACUUCUUGUAU